AUGCCUUCUGUCCGUUGCAACGUAGAAUCAGAUACUUCAUGGACAAUCAGCAUCCUACUCGGGUGUCCUGACAGGUGCUCGACUUUUUACCAAUUAAAGUGGCGUCCAUCCACCCUUUAUCUCACUUGCACGCUCGCGACAGGCUCGUUCGAUCGCAUUGAGAUCCAUAGGCAUCGACCCGUUUUCGAUAAUCGAUUGACUGAAUUCGCUUUGCAUGAGUGGUUGCGAAAUGCGAGAAUAAUGGCAGUAUUUUGUUCCAACAUUCUAUCCAACACUCAGUGCAACGGCUUGACGAAGAGUGCGAUCAUUACGACUGAGGCGCAAGUUCACAUCCCCAGUGCUUGCUUCAACUCACCAAAUGUUGCUUCUCUCGAUACACUUUUUGCGAUUUUCGACAGACGCAAGCAGAGCGUUGGAUGGGUAUUAGUCUUAACGGGAGUCUUAUUUUCCCUGACGGUGGUCACCGGGACGGCCAGUAGGUUCAACCCCGGAGACCUUGAUCGGUUUACAUCGGUAGAAAAGUUCACAGCUGCGCUGGGCGUGUUGUCAUCUCUUUCUUUCUUCGGCUUCCACACAUGGUCAAAUGUCAUUUUAAACGCACUUUCCCUCAAGAUAGCUCGUCUGGUUGUCCCCUCUACUCUCAUCGCUAUUGCCACUACAGCCAUAGUUUUCGACAUCCUCGCCUUUGUGAAAGUAGAAUACGAAUUAUCUGGAACUGGAUUCCGUGUUGGCGCCCGUGACGAGUCAACUUUUAACGUUUACACCACUGUAUCAGUAGCUCUAUCGCUUUGCUUCCUCGCGGUCAUUGUUCUGAACAAUCUCCUUCUUCGCCGUAUUUCAAUUGCAUCUAUUUCAGAAUCGGGUCAAGAUGGUACAAAGGCAAAAGGGGAGCCUACAUCACCCCCAAACCAACGUCUUCCUACUAGGUGGCUUCAGACAGCAACCAGUCUAUCUCUCGUGAGGACCGCUAUCGCUUUAUUGAAGGUGAAUACCGUGGUAGCACGUGAGGUGAUUGGCUUGGGCGGGUACUGCGCGUACGUCUUUGUGAUCGUACAAUGGACCUGGGCACAAGUAGAGGAAAGAAAAGAACAUAACCAAUUCUUCACCCGCCUGCGUCAGAAUUCUCAGUUCACCCUUUCUGAUUCGUCCGAAAAAUCAGUAUCCAAGGAGGUUGGAAUGACCCGAACUCGUUCCAACACCGAGACCUCUGUGAAUAAAAGUCCUUUGAAAAAGCCUCCUCCUGCGUACGACGGGCCACAUACAGGGCCAUAUUCCCCGUCCUCCACAGAACAUUUAUUGGACCGGAAAGUUCCAGAAAGACGCUUUCGCCGCCUCAGCUUCGAUACCGGUCUAUCAUUUGCUUCCUUGGGACCAGAAGACUCGGCAUCAACGGCUGCAUUCUUACCACGACCACCACCUAAACCAAUCCAUCUUCGCGAGAGAACACCACUCGGACCCAAUGGUAGUGUGAUUGCGCCUCUACGGGAAUCACUUCUGAUGAAAUUUCAACAUCAAAGAUAG
Melampsora larici-populina 98AG31 is the source of this 1521-nucleotide messenger RNA. RefSeq lists its product as uncharacterized. Bases 1 to 1521 code for a protein of 506 amino acids. Lineage: Eukaryota; Fungi; Basidiomycota; Pucciniomycetes; Pucciniales; Melampsoraceae. The record is from RefSeq and is a predicted model, not a curated record. The transcript is spliced from 5 exons.